Molecule: messenger RNA, 225 nt
Organism: Pseudomassariella vexata
Lineage: Eukaryota; Fungi; Ascomycota; Sordariomycetes; Amphisphaeriales; Pseudomassariaceae
Exons: 2
Coding region: 1-225 (74 amino acids)
Source: RefSeq, a predicted model, not a curated record
AUGGAAUUUCUUACAUCUGGCGGCCUUUGGGCCAACAUCGCACUUGGAGUGUUAGCAAACGACGAGAAUACUGUUUACCCACAAUUGGGUCCAACGUAUAAUACCAAAUAUCCCCAGGCCAACUCGACAUACAACUACAUUGUCGUUGGCUCAGGCGCUGGCGGAUCUCCCUGCAGCUCGGCUGGCCCUGGCCAGCCACAGCGUCUUGUUGAUCGAUGCUGGUGA